This is a messenger RNA of Plenodomus lingam JN3, 2064 nucleotides long. RefSeq lists its product as uncharacterized. The record is from RefSeq and is a predicted model, not a curated record. Gene Ontology annotation, molecular function: SUMO-ubiquitin ligase activity. NCBI's taxonomy places the organism in Eukaryota, Fungi, Ascomycota, Dothideomycetes, Pleosporales, Leptosphaeriaceae.
AUGCCGUCACACCUCACUCACCAGCCCCCCCAACCCCAUCACCUCGACCACCUCGACCACCUCGACGGCAUUGAGCACACCAACACAGCUGCCCCUCCGCACCCCAGCGACCCCCUCUACUUCACCGUUGCCCCCCACGACAGCAGCUCGCAGUCACCGCUGACAGGUCACGACGCCAACUUCCUCGACAACCUACUGCCUGCUUACCGGCCCGAUCAGCCCGGCUCGCCUUGUCCCUUUUAUAACGAGGCGCGCAUUGACGACUACCACGCACCCACGCCGCCGCCACCGCCACCGCCGUCGAGCACGUCCAACUUCCUCGAGAGCAUCCUCAACCCAGCAGGCCUUGACCACGGCCGAUAUUCGCCCUUUGUCUAUCGGCCCUCCCCACCAGCACCAAGUCGUGUUCGAGCUGUCCGAAACAUGCCACCCAACACGCGCGCGAACGGACAGGAUGCACAGCAAUCUGGCCGCCUGUCCAACGGAUACGUCGACCUCACAGCCACGCCCGACUCGCCGCCCCGGCGAAGAAAGCGCGGAUCGUCAUCGCCAGGCCCCUCUGCGAAGCGGGCAAGACGAAAUGGGGGACGUGUUGGAGAGGCUGCAGAGGGACAAGAGAUAGAAGAGGUGGAUUUGACCGACGACUCCAUACCAGUAGCCCAAGUCCUGCAAAAGCAGCGCCUCGAUGCCGUCAAAGCCCAGGCCAAGCCAGAAGAGACGAAGUCGACGUUCAACACCUUCACCUGUGUCAUCUGCAUGGACAGUCCGACGGAUCUCUCUGCCACCGCAUGUGGCCAUCUCUUCUGCCACACAUGUCUCAUGGAAGCCCUCAUCGCAGGCGAAAACCGUGCCGGUCCCGGGGAAACGAAGCGCUCUCAGUGUCCCGUGUGCAGAAAGGUUCUGAUGCGCAACAAAUCCACAGAUGUCAUACCGCUGCUGCUGAUGAAAGGGCUGGCCACACAGCCGAGGAAGAAGGUGGCUGUUGCCAGUGCUGCUGCUGCUGCUGCAAAGGUUCCAGGGCAUUCGAGCACUCAUUGCACUCCAACGCCCUUGUCUUUCACUCGUCCUCUUUUCGAGUGUUCCCCCUUCCUGUCUCCGAAAUCCAAAUCUCCCCCACCACCGGCAGGUUUUCUCACCAUGUCCAAACAGACGUCGACAGUCGCCAUCAUCGGCGCCGGCACUGUCGGCGCAACCAUAGCCUACUCGCUCAUCAUGAACCCCUCGGCCGGCGAAAUCGUACUCGUCGACCCAAAAGAAGAGCUCCGCGACGCCCAGGUCCAGGACCUCAGUGAUGCCACCUUCCACGGCAACACCACGGUGCGCAUACGCGCGGGCACGCACAAGGAAGCCGGCCAAUGCGACAUCAUCGUCAUGACGGCGGGCGCGGCCCAAAAAAAGGGCGAAUCCCGCACCGACCUGAUUGGCAAGAACAAGAAGAUUCUGCAGUCUGCCAUCAACGACAUGGCACCCUUUCGCCAAGAUGCCAUUUUGCUCAUCGUCGCCAAUCCCGUGGAUAUUCUGACGUUGUACGGGCAGCAGUACUCGUCACUCCCGCACGCGCAGGUGUUUGGGUCCGGCACCUUUCUCGAUUCCGCACGGCUGCGCGGCGAAGUGGCAAGGGAGACGGGUGUGGCGGCGAGUAGCAUCACGGCAUACGUGCUUGGUGAGCACGGCGAGUCGCAAUUCAUACCUUGGAGUCUGGCGAGUCUAUCCGGCGUGCCCCUGUCGUCUGCACUCAUGCCCGGCUCCAGCACACUGGACAAAGAGGCCCUGGCAAGCAGGGUGAAGAACAAAGCAAGUCGGAUCAUUGACAGCAAAGGCUCCACCAACUAUGGGAUUGGCGGCGUCACGGCCAGUCUGUGCAAGAGCGUGUUGUGUGAUGAGAAGGUGAUUCGGGCGGUUAGUGUGUUCAAGCAGGAAUUGGGGUGUUGUCUGAGUGUGCCGGUUGUGCUGGGGAGGAAGGGGGUUGUGGGCGUGCUGGAGAUGGAGGUUAGUGAGGAGGAGAAGGCGGCGAUGGAGAAGAGCGCAGAGGCGAUUAGGGAGGUUAUGGGGAGUGAGAGUUGA